Molecule: messenger RNA, 2525 nt
Organism: Beta vulgaris subsp. vulgaris (sugar beet)
Lineage: Eukaryota; Viridiplantae; Streptophyta; Magnoliopsida; Caryophyllales; Amaranthaceae
Product: protein ESMERALDA 1
Exons: 10
Coding region: 298-2016 (572 amino acids)
Source: RefSeq, a predicted model, not a curated record
AAUACCACCAAAUAUAGGUGUUAAAAAAAAUCCCGUGCACGUGCUUCUACCCAAAUUUUCCCCACUCUCGCCCUUCCUUCCUUUCCCUACUCUCCUUCCCUCUCUCACUAUCUCUCUAAUAAAAUUAAAAAAAAAAGCAAAAAGAGGGAAAGAAAACCGCAAACAACACUCUCCUCCUCUUCCAUUUCCGUGCGCAUCAAAUCACCAAUUCAAACCCCCCCUAAAAAAAUACUCUUCACCAUCACAUGACGUAACUUAGUCGAGUCAAGGCGCACACAAACACACUCACACUCUUCGAUGCAGAUACAGAUGCAGGCAUACAACAGGCUCCCAAGCAGCGGCCACACCACACCAUCACCGCCGCAAUCACCGUCCGUUCGCGGCUCACCCAGGUACCGCCAUGCCCGGUCCAAGCAAGGCGGCAAUAGGGGUGGUGCUCCUGGUUUACCUGCGUCUCGCACUAUGGCGCAUCGCUUGGCUUAUUUAGUUUUGUCAAUUUUGUUGCGAAGGCAGGGGAUUUUUCUCUUCGCACCCUUGAUUUACAUCUCUGGUAUGCUAUUUUAUAUGGGUACUGUUUCCUUCGAUGUGGGACCUGUUAUUUCUCAUUACCCUGCUCCUGGCUCCGUUUAUCGUAGCCCUCAACUUUAUUCUAAGCUUCGUCCUGAGAUGGAUGCCGAGAAUUCUACUGCUGACGCGAUAUCAACUAUAUGGAAAAAUUCAUACAAGGGUGGUGAGUGGAGACCAUGUAUAAACAAUUUUACAGGAGGAUUGUCUGAUUCAAAUGGUUUUAUAUAUGUUGAGGCAAACGGUGGCUUGAAUCAGCAGAGGGCAUCGAUAUGCAAUGCAGUUGCUGUGGCAGGUCAUCUCAAUGCCACACUCGUCGUUCCAAAUUUUCAUUAUCAUAGCAUCUGGAGGGAUCCUAGUAAGUUCAACGACAUCUAUGAUGAAGAAUAUUUCAUGAGUAUGCUGCAAAAUGAAGUACGUGUGGUCAAUAUGAUUCCUGAUUACCUGAUGGCUCGUUAUGACCACAACAUGAGCAAUGUUUACAAUUUCAGAAUAAAAGCAUGGUCUCCUAUCCAAUUUUACAAGGACAAUGUGCUUCCAAGACUGCUUGAAGAGAAGGUUAUAAGGAUUUCUCCAUUUGCAAACCGAUUGUCAUUUGAUGCUUCUCCAGCUGUUCAACGGCUCAGGUGCUUGGCAAAUUUUGAGGCUUUAAGGUUCUCAAGUCCAAUCUUAACAUUGGGGGAAACAUUGGUUGCGAGAAUGAAAGAGCGGAGUUUAAGCAGUGAUGGUAAAUACGUAUCUGUGCAUCUUCGGUUUGAAGAGGAUAUGGUUGCGUUCUCUUGCUGUAUAUUUGAUGGUGGUAAGCAAGAGAAACUAGACAUGGAGGCAGCAAGAGAAAGAGGUUGGAGAGGCAAAUUUACCAAACCUGGUAGGAUUAUUCGUCCUGGUGCAAUCAGAAUCAAUGGAAAAUGCCCUCUUACACCUUUGGAGGUAGGUUUGAUGCUUCGUGGUAUGGGCUUUGAUAGAAACACAUCUAUUUAUUUGGCCUCGGGAAAGAUUUAUGACGCAGAAAGAAAUAUGGCCCCAUUAUUUGAAAUGUUCCCUCUUUUGCAAACGAAGGAAAUGCUUGCAUCUCCAGAGGAGCUUGCAUCAUAUCAGAAUUAUUCUUCUAGGAUGGCUGCUAUAGACUAUACUGUUUGCCUACAUAGUGAAGUAUUUGUUACCACCCAAGGUGGUAAUUUCCCUCAUUUUUUGAUGGGCCAUCGGAGAUACUUGUACGGUGGUCAUGCAAAGACCAUUAGGCCUGACAAGCGGAAGUUGGCCCAAAUUUUUGAUAAUCCUAACAUUGGAUGGAAAACAUUUAAAAGGCAUAUGCUAAACAUGCGAUCACAUAGUGAUUCCAAGGGUUUUGAGCUCAAAAGACCAAAUGACUCUAUUUACAGCUUCCCAUGUCCAGACUGUAUGUGUCGUGUCGGUAAAGCAGAAGAUUCACGAUCAGCAUCAGCAACGUGAUCUCCCGACAUCAAAAUCAUAUGGGUUAUACAUUCAUAUCUUAAUGAUACUACAAACAUGGGCUAAUACAUCGAUUCUUUGAUUCUUUUCCUUUUUCCUUUUUGUGAGAAAGGGUAACACGAGUUCAUUUUGGAACUCCCAACAAUUUGGUUGGAUGGAUUAUUUGACCAGAGCAGGGCGUUGCGUCUUUUGUACAUGAUUUGGAAGUGGCACCACAUUAUCUUUCCAUUGAAGGAGUUGCUCUGGUAUUGACUACAACACACAUGGUUGCAGCUGCUGUAUCUAACAAGCUGCAAGAGAAAAUUGCGAUUCCUUUUUUCCCCAAUUUUGUCAAUUCUUUUUAAAUUGUAAAUGUUACAGUUUCUGUACAAAGUAUGUUGGAGCGCUGUCACACUUUAUUUUCUAGCGUAGUUCAUUCGUUCGGGGACCAAAAAAAAGAGUAAAGAAAGUGUUCUGUGGUGUUUGCGUGUUUGCUCGCCUCUAUUGAUUUUUUGAGGUUCUUUUUAUUU